Malus domestica (apple) is the source of this 1467-nucleotide messenger RNA. RefSeq names its product thaumatin-like protein 1. Gene Ontology annotation, cellular component: extracellular region. NCBI's taxonomy places the organism in Eukaryota, Viridiplantae, Streptophyta, Magnoliopsida, Rosales, Rosaceae. Gene Ontology annotation, biological process: defense response. The record is from RefSeq and is a predicted model, not a curated record.
CCAUGGCAAAUCUGUCAUGGUUGCCGUCAGCCCCAUCCCCUAUUUGGUCGGAUUUAUUGGUUUUCAUCAGUGUUGCAGAGGAAGGGUAACGAUGGAGUAGAGAUAUCUGAGGUCUGGGGUGGCUCGACCAUUGGAGGAUGGAGUGGAGUGUGGGGUGUGAUCGACGGAGGACAGCGGUUGGAGGAGAGAUGGGAGUGGAUAGUGGGUGGUGAUUGGUGAGGCUACUUGAAACUGUAUGGAACGUGGAAGGUCUGCGUCUAUGGAACGUGGAAGCUCUGCAUGUAGGAAGAAGAUAGGUGUUGUAUUUCUAUUGGACCACUUAAUAAGGUGAGUAAAUUGGAUAAUAUGGUCCUUAUUACGUUGCGUUGUCUGCACAAGUUGCCGCCACUACAAAUAGACACAAAAGACAGAAAAACCAAUCUCCCUGCACGCCCUGCUGAAACAAAAAAAGCACAGAAAAAAGGAGACGUUUCAGAUUUCACUUCCGAUGGCUUCCCAUCAAGUUUUUUCAUCCUUCCUUUUCCUUCUCUGUCUCCUUCAAUCCAUGAGAGUCGGCUACCCGGCGACGUUCACCAUCGCAAACAAGUGCACCACCACCAUAUGGCCGGCCAUUCUGUCUAAUGCCGGGACUUACCAGCGACCGGCCACCACUGGAUUCGCUUUGCCUCCUGGAGAGUCCAACACGUUUUCCGUCCCCACCUCGUGGUCCGGUAGGUUAUGGGGGCGAACGCUCUGCUCCCAAGACUCAACCACAGGCAACUUCACUUGCUUGACAGGCGACUGCGGAUCUUCGGCAGUCGAAUGUGCUGGCGGUGGAGCCGCGCCGCCGGCUACUCUCGCAGAGUUCACGCUGAACGGUACGGGUGGGCUUGAUUUCUACGACGUGAGCUUGGUCGAUGGGUAUAAUCUUCCCAUGUUGGUGGUGGCCGAGGGCGGGACCGGAGGGAACUGCACGUCCACCGGGUGCGUUGUGGACUUGAACAAGGGGUGCCCCUCGGAGCUGAAGGUGACGGCGAGUGAGGAGGGAGUGGCGUGUAAAAGCGCGUGCGAGGCGCUUGGGGAGCCGCAGUACUGCUGUAGCGGGCCGUACGCUACGCCGGACACAUGCGUGCCGAGUUCUUACUCGCAGUUUUUUAAAAAUGCGUGCCCGAAAGCUUACAGCUAUGCGUAUGACGACAGCACCAGCACCUUCACCUGUGCUUCCGCCAAUUACAUCAUCACUUUCUGCCCUGCUCCUUCGAUCGGGUAACCAUUUGCACUAUUGAUGAUUUUAAGACUAAAAUCGUCCUAAUGCCAAGGCUUGAAAAAUAAAAGAGAAGAGACAGAGUAAUAGUAAAUAUUGUCUUCAAGAACCUUUUAUAUUUUUUUGCUAAAGCAUUAGUCUUUUGUAAUUGGGUCCCGUAAUUUUGCGUUUUGGUGGGAUAUACAUAUGAUGGUUUUUGCAAAAGGGUUUUAAUUUCUCUGAUG